AUGGCUACUCCAGAUGCACCAUGGACUAUCACACACAGUCCAACAGACACUAUAGCCCCAGCCUGGAUUGACUCACCUAAUAUUCGAGGAACUCUGGAUAUCCUCCAGAGUUGCAUCCUGGCACUUAUUGCGUGUAUCUACACGGCUCUUCAUCUCGAUGUCCCUGUCAAGACGGCAUGGCAUUACAUAUUUCUCUACAAGCUCAAAUGGGUUGCUAUAACCCUCUUUGCGCCUGAGAUUGCUCUGUAUAUGGCAGCGGAUCGGUUACGACAGGCUUGGAACUUGAGAUCGAAGCUUCGAUCGUUGCAAAACACGACUCCUUCGGACCCAGAUCUUAUCGACAUUGACAUGGCCUACACGUUCUUCAUCAUCAUGGGCGGUGUUCGAGUCAACAUCGACGAUAUCUUGUCCUUCCCCGAACUUCACAACAAGGCCUUUCGGUUGUUCGAAUCGAUGGAACGGCCAUAUUCAGUACGCUUGAGCCCUCGAACAGUGACCUGGUUUGCAGAGAGAGGGCACUGGAUCCCGAUAUCGAAGAAAAAGAUCGACGACAAGAGCAAAGCGGAUUACUUCCAGAAGAUACUAGUGGUUAUGCAGGUCAUAUGGAUGGUCAUGCAGUGCAUUGCCAGGAAGAUUCAGAACCUGCCUCUUAGCUUGCUAGAGGUUCACACUAUGGUUCAUGUUGUGUGUGCGAUUUUCCUUUACUUGUGUUGGUUUAGGAAACCUCUCAACGUCCUGGAUUCUGAAAUUAUUAAUCCAGGAGAUUUCAAAGGAGAGAUAGCACUCCUUGUUCAGCGCCAAUUCUAUCCCAACAUGUCAACGAGACUGGCAUUGUUCCCUCCACAGCAACAUCCAGAUCAACCGCCUCCUCCAAGAAGAGGUAGCUUGAUGCAGCCAGAUCGGGUCACACCUAAACCCUUCAGAAUGAACAUUGAUGAUGUUUCAAGGGUAGAAGAGAUGCAGCUUCUCGAAGAAGCUCCUGAAUCAUCUUCUCGAAACUGGAUAGGUUGGUCUUGGAUGCGAAGACUAGCAAGACCUCCAGCCUAUGAGAGACUACCCGAUACCUGGGCGAACCCACGAUCAGGGCCUUGGGUAAAGCCAGAGCCAGGGCUGGAGAUGUGGCCUGGAGAUAUCCUACCAUCUGGGCUCUUAUAUCACUCCGAGUUUGCACAUAUACCCCUUAUACUAUCAGAGCAGUUCCUCCAUCGAUGGGACGCCAUCUUGUCAACCUUUCCAUUCCACAACCGCGAGGCUCUCGUAAAGACAGCGAGUUUCGUCAAAUCCGCAGACGAUGUUGGACCUCAGGCUGGCCAAGAUCUCUUCCUCGCUCGGCUACCAGAGUUCAAGCCAGUCCUCGACCCUGCGUACAGAACCAUGCCUUUCAGCGAGGGCAAACGAAACCUCGAUAUCAACUUCAGCAUCUUCACUGAAAGCGAAGGCGUCUUUGGUCUCUUGGGCUUCUUCCAACAGUUUCAGUGGCUCGCUGGUCUUGCGCUGCUUCUGUCUGGUAUCUAUGGUGGUGUUCAUCUGUCAGCUUGGAACUGGAGCUUUCCCAACUCUAUCGAGCAUUUGAUGUGGAAGAUAAGUUGUCUCUAUAUUGCGGGUGCGCUGGCAUUGUAUUUUGUCAUGGCAGUACUCGCUACAGCUGUGAGAACCGAUGGAACGACGUGGCUAGUGACUUAUAUCGCAUUUUGGCUUGCCUUGCUCGUCUACAUGGCUGCCAGACUAUAUGUUGUUUUCGAGUCCUUCUUUAGUCUGAGGCGGUCUCCUGCUGGGGUUUACAUAUCACCAGCUUGGGUUGAGAUGUUUCCUCAUUUCUAG
Molecule: messenger RNA, 1821 nt
Organism: Fusarium verticillioides 7600
Lineage: Eukaryota; Fungi; Ascomycota; Sordariomycetes; Hypocreales; Nectriaceae
Exons: 4
Coding region: 1-1821 (606 amino acids)
Source: RefSeq, a predicted model, not a curated record